CACUUCCUCCACUUCCUCCAAUCCUAUUUGGAGAUGGGCAUAUCGGGAUUACUUGGCAUGAUGUCUUGCAGACCUUAUCUCCCUCGACGGACACCACUCUUCCGUUUCCUCCGCAAGUGGGGGAGGCAGCAGCUCCUCAAACAGAUACCUUCUUCAACGGCCACACCAAUUCUCCGCCUCCCCCAAGGCAAUUUCAAGGAAUUCGAUGAUAAUGAUUCUAAGCUGCGGAAGUGGAAGACGUUUUCUUCCAAGGAGCUUGGGAUUGAUAUUUUCAUGAUUCCCAAACCUACCAGACAAGUUCUGAACGGGCUCAAGAAAAAAGGUUACGAAGUUUACCUUGUAGGAGGUUGUGUUCGCGAUCUUAUCUUGAACAGAACGCCAAAGGAUUUUGACAUAAUAACUUCAGCUGAGCUUAAGGAGGUUUCAAGAACAUUUUCAUGGUGUGAAAUAGUUGGGAGGAAGUUUCCUAUAUGCCAUGUGCACAUUGAUGGUAGCAUUGUAGAGGUGUCAAGUUUUAGCACAUCCAGUAGGCCAUUUGACAGACACUUGAACUCUGCUAUUGAAAAGCCAAUGAACUGUGAAGAGGAAGAUUAUGUCCGAUGGAAGAAUUGCCUGCAACGUGACUUUACCAUUAACGGGUGGUUUACGAGAUCCUGCAUCUUGAGAAUCCAUGUUCCUAUCUCUAUUAUACAAUUGCUGAUGUAUGAUCCAUACAACAGUGCAGUAUACGACUACUUGGAAGGAAUGGAGGAUAUAAAACAAGCUAAAAUACGAACAGUGGUUCCUGCCUGCACUUCCUUUCAAGAGGAUUGUGCACGAAUCCUUCGAGCAAUCAGAGUUGCAGCUCGUUUACGGUUCAAUUUUGCAAAGGAUACUGCUGGUUCUAUUAAAAAAUUAUCCUGCCUGGUGUCUACCCUCAAUAAGGCAAGGCUUCAGAUGGAAAUGAACUAUUUGUUGUCUUAUGGUUCUGCUGAAGCUUCGUUGAGGUUGUUAUGGAAAUAUGGACUUCUAGAAAUACUUCUUCCAAUUCAGGCAGCAUAUUUCAUCCAAUAUGGUUUUCGGAGGUCCGACAAGGGAUCAAAUAUGCUUUUGUCCCUAUUUUCCAGCAUGGAUAAACUUCUGGCACCUAAUAGACCUUGUCACAGUAGUAUAUGUGAAGCAGUCUCAAACACUGUUUUCUCCUACAGGGUUGCAGUAUUAGCCUUCCAUGUUGCCCUGUCUGACCAGCCUAGGAGUCCUUUAGUGGUUGCAGCAUUUAGUCUUGCAGUCCACAAUGGGGGCAAUAUGAUGGAAGCAAUUAGCAUUGCUAAGAGCAUCAGUAGAGCACAUAAUGUAAACUUUCACGAAUUGUUAGAACCUGAGAAUCUGGAGGUCCAAACUUUGAUUGAUGAGGUUAUGGAUCUUACUACGUCUAUUAAGAACGCACUUCAUAAGAUGACCGACGAGCAUUCUGUGUCUCUAGUCUUGGAAAUGUAUCCCCAAGCACCAGCCUCGGAUCUAGUUUUUAUCCCAUUGGUGGUGUACUUGAAGGUACGCAAAAUUUUUGAGUGCGUUGUUGAGGGUGCAGAGAGAGUAUUUGUUCCGAAGAGAGGAAAGGUUAAUUACGAGUGUCUGGCUCUCGGGGACCUACCAGAACUUCGGCAUUUUUUUGCAAGGAUUGUAUUUGAUACUGUCUACCCUCUUGAUCUCAAUCAUACUCGAGAAUAAAUUUUCAAGAUAAUUAGUAAAUGGUGAUUUUUGGUUCCUUUA
Molecule: messenger RNA, 1749 nt
Organism: Cucurbita pepo subsp. pepo (vegetable marrow)
Lineage: Eukaryota; Viridiplantae; Streptophyta; Magnoliopsida; Cucurbitales; Cucurbitaceae
Biological process (GO): RNA processing
Molecular function (GO): nucleotidyltransferase activity; RNA binding
Source: RefSeq, a predicted model, not a curated record